GUUUAUAGACUGGAAACUGGAAGUUGAGGUUAUGUGUGUUGGUUUGGUUGAGUAAUGGAAAUACUUUGACAAAUUGUAAUAAUAUUGUUUUUUUUGCGUAAAGAUUAAUAUACUGCAUUUUUGUGGACUAAACACGUUUAAUGUAAUGUAGAAUGAAUUCGUUCUAUUGAAACUCGCAAUACAGUUAAGGAGUAAGAAGGCAUAUCUCGUAACCUUUUGACAGCCCUAUAAACAAGAACUAAAACCUUGGUGAUGGCUGAUGAUCAGAUGCGCAAAGUAGAUUUUGUGAAAGACAAGAAGCUGUUAAAUGCUGCAACUCAGGAGUGGAUUAAAUUAGUUGAAAAACAAAACAUUGAACGAGUAGAGAAAUUGAGGAAGAUACGCAAGAAAAACAUCAUUACAUCCUUGUUCUUGGGAGGUGGUGUGUUAGCAAUUUACGCUUACACCAUUCUAUCUGUCAAGCAAGAAACUUUCCUAGACGACUUUGAAGUCCCUCAAAUUGUUCCAAAGAAGGAGGAAAACUAG
Molecule: messenger RNA, 525 nt
Organism: Macrosteles quadrilineatus (aster leafhopper)
Lineage: Eukaryota; Metazoa; Arthropoda; Insecta; Hemiptera; Cicadellidae
Gene: Ccdc56
Product: cytochrome c oxidase assembly factor 3, mitochondrial
Exons: 2
Coding region: 253-525 (90 amino acids)
Biological process (GO): mitochondrial respiratory chain complex IV assembly
Cellular component (GO): mitochondrial inner membrane
Source: RefSeq, a predicted model, not a curated record